AUAUAGACAGAGUAGUUAGUACUGCGGACCGCCCGUAUCCUAAAACUUCGCACAGGAUAAAAACUCAACGCGAGCCCGAACAUCGGAUCAGUUUCGCAACGGUACUUCGAAAGUUAACAACUCCGAUGUAAUAGUUUCCGAACAUCAGACAGACUUCUUCUACGACACGAACUUACCAAAACUGGAUUCGAGACACGAACGAAAAAUUGUGCAUUAAUCAUUCGCUUCUUUGAUACAUUUAGUUUACACCUACGUUCACUUCUCUAAGAUAAUGGAGGUGGUGCGAUUGGGUUUAGCGGCGCUGGUGUUAGCUAGUGCGACGUUCGGUACUCAUCUCGAUCAAUACGUGCAGCAGGAUGGCAGCGGCGGCACUGGAAGCGGUGGCGUUGCUGCUGAAGCAACAGAUCAUCCCUCCAAUAGGCUCGACGACAUCCAUCAUCAUCGGUUCACGGCGCACGGCCCUCAACCGGAGUCCGUGCCGGAGCUUCAAGUUGGAUGCGAAGGGGACGAGCAGAAGGCGACGGCGACGAAGAAGAAGGCGGCGAAGCGCAGACGUCGCGGUUUCUACGAGUGGCAAGGGACGGUGGUGCGGGCGCCAUCGAACCCCAGCUUCACCGUUUGGCAGCCGCCCGUCUACCAGCUGAGCCGACCCUACUUCAUCCCAGUUUGGGGUUCGGAGGGUCGCCUUCCGGUCUACUUCCCACCGCAGCCGAUCCUCAUCAACUCGCCCUACCCGCCGCCAGAUCGUAAAGGCUACCUUCCGCCCAAGGGCUAUCUUCCUCCGGAUCCAGAAACUUCAUCGACAACGUCAAAACCGAUGAAGGGAGGCGACUCGAUCAUUCCGAUAGUCGACCGGAUCCUCGACGACGAUGCGCCCAUUUGGGACGUGGAGCCUGCAGCAGCGAAGCCCACGACGCCGGCACCAUCGAACAUGGUCCCAACUAGAAGGAGACGUCCUAAUUCGAGAACAACUCCACCACCGUUGGUGCACAGUUCAUCGAAUUCGAACGCGAACAGUCUAUCGCCGCAGCAGCAGAACGUGCCGCAGCAGAUUAGGCCACCGCAGGAGAGACCUUCGGUGAUCCCACCGCCGCCGUCUACACCACCUCGCCAGCAACCCAGCAGAUGCGUCUGGGCCAUCAUAUCCUGCUGCCAAGCCGGCACAGGCGAAGUCAGCACAAGCUGCUUCGAGCAGCUCGGGUGUCCAGGAGCUUUCUGGGACUCGAGCCCCUGCAACACUGACUUCGCCAAAGCGGCCAUCGACGUCGCCAUGAAAUACUACAACAACAAGUAAUUCUCUAACCCUAAGAGAAUACCAAAAAAAAAGAAACAGACUCAAAUCCACUUAAUUUAUUAUUUAUAAUUAAUCGUACAUGUAUAUAAUUAAUUAUCUGUGUGUAGCAAUAGUAAUAUUAUUCUUUAUUUAUACAACGCGAAGAGCGUCUCUUCGUGCAUACAUAUAUAUUUUAUUUUUAUAUUACUCUUCCCUUCGCAGCGAGGAACUUAUUAUGGAUGAUUAUUAUGUUUAAAUAUUAGUAUUAGUAUUAUUCUAUGUAUUAUUCUAAGUUUGUAUUUCUAAUAGAAAGUAACAACAGUAGCCGGCUUUUCUGGACAAGCCUCAUUUUACUGUGUUGUAUACGAAUGAAAUUCAAUUAGAAAUUUAGUGCAGAAAGACCGGUUCCGUGUGCGUACGUAUCCCAAGGGUAUGUUCGAAGUUUGACCGGCGGUUGUAUUUAUGUAAAAAUAUAAGGAUUCAAAUUUCAUAAUAUAGUAUUGAUGUUCACUUUACUUUUUCAUUUUUGCGCUGCAUUUAUAAAACGAUAGAUAUGUUGUAAACUCUUUUAUAGAUGUAUGUAUUUUUUUUAUAUUUCUAAAUAAAGGCAACGCCGAAAUUGAUCGUGAGACGAAAAAA
Molecule: messenger RNA, 1912 nt
Organism: Nicrophorus vespilloides
Lineage: Eukaryota; Metazoa; Arthropoda; Insecta; Coleoptera; Silphidae
Product: pollen-specific leucine-rich repeat extensin-like protein 2
Exons: 2
Coding region: 272-1294 (340 amino acids)
Source: RefSeq, a predicted model, not a curated record